Sander lucioperca (pikeperch) is the source of this 2555-nucleotide messenger RNA. RefSeq names its product GUF1 homolog, GTPase (gene guf1). Gene Ontology annotation, biological process: positive regulation of translation. The record is from RefSeq and is a predicted model, not a curated record. The coding region runs from base 283 to 2055 and encodes 590 amino acids. Gene Ontology annotation, cellular component: mitochondrion. Gene Ontology annotation, molecular function: GTP binding; mitochondrial ribosome binding; GTPase activity. NCBI's taxonomy places the organism in Eukaryota, Metazoa, Chordata, Actinopteri, Perciformes, Percidae. The transcript is spliced from 15 exons.
CUCUGGUUCGAAAAAUCAACAACAUUUCCCAGAAGCCUUUGCAGGUGAACUAUCACCCAAAAUGUCAGCACCCUAAGAGAACUCAUGCACCGGGGGUUAUUACAGUACUUCACUUUAAAUAUAGGUGUGUUUUUAUCGUCGUGACAGUCCACUAAUGGUCCGCCAAUGUGGCAACAGUCUACACUGUAUUAAUGACAAUACAGAAGUUUCCCGACAGCUUGCUAGCUAGCUAGCUAGCUGACUAACUAACACCAGCUAACAGUUAAGUAGCUUGACGAAAAUAUGUCGUUUUCGUUAGUGAAACGGUGGUGUGAAACACCCCUUAUAAGACGUGUUUUACAGUUCAAAGUGUAUAGAAGGAAAAUACAAAGCUAUAAUAUGACCUACACACUGUUAAGACACCGCUGGAUGAAAAGGCUGCCCGUGUUCUCCAGCAGCUCCAUGGUCAGCACACAAACAGACAAGGAUACUAUUGACCUGUCUAAGUUCCCUGUGGACAGAAUCAGGAAUUUUUGCAUCAUUGCUCAUAUUGACCAUGGAAAAAGCACUUUGGCUGACAGGCUGUUGGAGAUGACGGGUGCCAUAGCAACGACAGACAAGAACAAACAGGUGUUGGACAAGCUUCAGGUGGAGCGAGAGAGAGGGAUAACGGUGAAGGCCCAGACAGCCACGUUGAUUUACAGCCACCAGGGACAGCAGUACCUCCUGAACCUCAUCGACACGCCGGGUCACGUUGACUUCAGUUAUGAAGUGUCUCGAUCGAUUUCUGCUUGCCAGGGUGUCCUGUUGAUUGUCGAUGCCAAUCAGGGCAUUCAAGCGCAGACGGUGGCCAACUUCUACCUGGCUUUUGAAGCUCAGCUGGCAAUCAUUCCUGUCAUCAACAAGAUCGAUUUAAAAAAUGCUGAUCCAGAGAGAGUGGAAACACAGAUUGAAAAGGUGUUUGAUAUUCCACGUGAAGAGUGCAUUAGGAUUUCAGCUAAACUUGGGACAAACGUUGAUAAAGUUCUCCAAGCGGUCGUGGACAGAAUUCCAGCGCCCAUGGCAAGUACGGAUGACCCAUUUAAAGCCCUAGUGUUUGACUCCAAUUUCGACCACUACAGAGGAGUGGUGGCCAACAUCGCUGUGUUCGGAGGGCGGGUCAAGAAAGGGGACAGGAUCGUGUCGGCAUAUCUCGGCAAAACCUACGAGGUCAACGAGCUGGGGCUUCUCCGGCCCCAUGAGCACCCAACGCAGAAGUUGUUUGCAGGCCAAGUGGGCUACAUAAUAGCAGGGAUGAAGGAUGUGAAGGAGGCCCAGAUUGGUGACACACUCUACCUCCAGGAGCAGCCCGUGGAAGCUCUUCCCGGGUUUAAACCCGCCAAAGCCAUGGUCUUUGCUGGCAUGUACCCGAUGGACCAGUCAGAAUACCAGGGCCUUCGCAGCGCCAUCGAGAGACUGACCCUGAAUGACUCGAGUGUCACGGUGCAGAGAGACAGCAGUAUGGCCCUGGGAGCAGGCUGGAGACUUGGCUUCCUGGGUCUUCUCCAUAUGGAAGUGUUCAAUCAGAGGCUGGAGCAGGAAUACAAUGCCUCCGUCAUAGUAACAGCGCCCACCGUGCCCUACAAGGCUGUCCUCUCUUCACCCAAACUCAUCAAGGAACACGGCAGUGAGGAGAUAACCAUCGUGAACCCGGCUCAGUUUCCAGACAGAUCUGUGGUGUCAGAGUAUUUGGAGCCCAUGGUACUGGGGACCAUUCUCUCUCCAGACACUUACACCGGCAAGAUUAUGACUCUCUGCUUGAAUCGCAGAGGGAUCCAGAAGAACAUGGUGUACAUAGACGACCAGCGUGUCAUGAUGAAGUACCUCUUCCCUUUAAAUGAAAUCGUUGUGGAUUUCUAUGACCUCCUCAAAUCUCUGUCCUCUGGAUAUGCCAGCUUUGACUAUGAGAACGCAGGCUACCAGGCUGCUGAUUUGAUAAAGAUGAAUAUACUGCUGAAUGGCCAACCUGUGGAAGAACUCAUCACAAUUGUGCACAGUGACUUUACACACCGGACAAGGACUUCAUUCCAUUUGUGACAGGGACAAUAGAGGAAGUUCAUAGGCGAAAAGUGAUGACGCUGGUAAUUGAAGGGCGCUACGCUUCACCGACGAUGGCUGCUCUCUCUCCAUUUAUACUGUAAGCCUUGGAGCCAGGCCCAGCGGUAUUCUUUAAGGGCAACGCACCAAUCACAGAGCAGAAUGUCUUUUACAAGGAGUCACGUUAUAGAGCGACUGAAUCAUAUGGAGCGUGACUGUACCAGAGUGAGGCUAGGAUGUCCUGUCAAGCAGAGAAGCCAUUUACAUCACUUUGAUAUGAAGGCUUUUAUCCAAAGUACCUUUUAUAGUAUGACAAGUACCUUAUAGUAUGACAAGGGCACACAGUUGUUUAGUGAUCCUCAAAUACUGGUAGUCAGGGCUUUGCUUUACCUAAAGGAAUAUUUUUUGACAUUUUGGGAAACAUGGUUAUCCAUUUUCUUUUCGGGAGUUAGAUGAGAAGAUGAAUACAACUAGGGCUGCUCAAUCGUAUCGUUUUUUUG